This is a messenger RNA of Pelmatolapia mariae (spotted tilapia), 2349 nucleotides long. Its product is annotated as arachidonate 12-lipoxygenase, 12R-type-like. The record is from RefSeq and is a predicted model, not a curated record. NCBI's taxonomy places the organism in Eukaryota, Metazoa, Chordata, Actinopteri, Cichliformes, Cichlidae. The transcript is spliced from 18 exons. Bases 1 to 2349 code for a protein of 782 amino acids. Gene Ontology annotation, biological process: arachidonate metabolic process; lipoxygenase pathway; linoleic acid metabolic process. Gene Ontology annotation, molecular function: protein binding; oxidoreductase activity, acting on single donors with incorporation of molecular oxygen, incorporation of two atoms of oxygen; iron ion binding.
AUGAUGGUUACUGGACCCUGUUCAGGGAGACUGACUGAGCUGAAGCUGAAGGGACUGGAUAACUGUAAGAAGAAGUGGGAUAAUAUUGACAGCAUCAAUCGAGUGUUUUGCUGCAAAAAGACUGAAAUAUCAGAAUAUGUUCAUGAACACUGGAAAGAGGAUGCUUUCUUUGGCUACCAGUUUCUAAAUGGUGUCAACCCCAUGUUGAUUCAGCUUUGUACAGCCCUGCCCAGUAACUUCCCUGUUACUGAUGACAUGGUCUUUCCCCAUGGCCGUUACAGCCUGGCAGAUGAAAUGAAGAAAGGGAACAUAUUCCUGUGUACCUACAAGCGUCUGGAUGGAGUGAAAGCAAACACCAUCAAUGGGAAGAAGCAGUACUUGAUGGUUCCUCUUGUCCUGCUCCACAAAGCUCCUGAUGAUAAGCUAAUGCCGAUUGCCAUUCAGUGGCUCAUGGGCUUGAAAGCGGCUUCAUCCUUCAUCAGAGGAGCAGUAUCAAAGUUUAAGGUGUCCUGCUCCACUUCCCUUGGAAAUCUUGUGCAGAUAGAGUUAGACAAACAGUCUCUCCCACUGUUCCCGGAGGACAGUUGGUUUUGUGCCAAGGUGGAAGUGAAAUCCCCUGAAGGAGACAUCUACAACUUUCCCAUCUACCGCUGGAUCGCUGAUAGCAAGGUGCACCGCUUCAGAAAUGGAAAAGCUCUGAGAGUCUUUGAAGACAACCAUCAUCUUGGCAGGUACAGUCGGCAGCAGGAGAUUCAGCAGCGAGAGGAAGACUAUCGCUGGGAUGCAUAUGCAGAGAAAAUACCUCACUCCAUGAAGGCAGAAAACAUAUCGUCACUCCCGUAUGAGGUUCAGUUCUCCUUCACCAAAAAUUCAGAGUUUUUCUACACUGCUUACAUGGGACUGACUGAGCUGAAGCUGAAGGGACUGGAUAACUGUCAGGAGAAGUGGGAUAAUAUUGACAGCAUCGAUCGAGUGUUUUGCUGCAAAAAGAAUGAAAUAUCAGAAUAUGUUCAGGAACACUGGAAAGAGGAUGCUUUCUUUGGCUACCAGUUUCUAAAUGGUGUCAACCCCAUGUUGAUUCAGCUUUGUACAGCCCUGCCCAGUAACUUUCUUGUCACUGAUGACAUGGUCUUUCCCCAUGGCCGUUGCAGCCUGGCAGAUGAAAUGAAGAAAGGGAACAUAUUCCUGUGUGACUACAAGCGUCUGGAUGGAGUGAAAGCAAACACCAUCAAUGGGAAGAUUCAGUACUUGAUGGCUCCUCUUGUCCUGCUCCACAAAGCUCCUGAUGAUAAGCUAAUGCCAAUUGCUAUUCAGCUGAAGCAGACUCCAUCAGAUGACAAUCCAAUCUUUCUUCCUACUGAUUCUGAGUACGACUGGUUGAUCGCCAAGAUUUUUGUAAGAAGUGCAGAUUUCAAUGAGCAUCAGCUCAAUGUUCACCUUCUGCGCACGCACUUGCUGGCUGAGGUUUUUGCAGUGUCACUGCUGCGCAACGUGCCCAUGGUGCAUCCUCUGUACAAGCUUCUCAAACCUCACACACGCUACUCACUGCAUGUCAACCUCUUAGCUCGAAGUCUUCUCAUAUCUGAGACUGGCAGUUUCACUCAGUUUGCAGCAUCGGGUGGAGAGGGCAUGUUUACUAUCCUGCAGAGGUCAGUGUCCUCAGUGACCUACAGCUCCCUCUGUAUGCCAGAUGACAUUGCUGAACGUGGCCUGGAGGCUGUGCCAAACUUCUACUACAGGGAUGAUGGACUAAAGAUUUGGGAUAUCAUCCACAGGUUUGUGCACAGAAUUCUCAGCUACUAUUACAAGACUGACAGCGAAGUCGAGCAGGACUCUGAACUUCAGAAGUGGAUUUUGGAUAUUUUUGAACAUGGAUUCCUUUCUCGGGCAGAAACAGGAAUUCCUCAGAGAUUCACUUGUGUGACUGAGCUGGUCAAGUUUGUCACCAUGGUGAUCUUCACUUGCACAGCCCAGCAUGCAGCUGUGAACUAUGGACAGUAUGACUAUGGUGGCUGGAUGCCCAACACUCCCCUCUCCCUGCAACGUCCACCACCGACCACAAAGGGGACGACAAGCGAGGCUACGAUGUUGGCGACCCUCCCUGACGUCAGUGUAACAGUUCAGGGCAUGGCCACCAUGUGGCUGCUCAGCAAGCAGUCCAGUGACUUUGUCCCUCUUGGCCAGUACCCGGAGGACCAUUUCACUGAGGAGAUUCCCCGCAAGCUGAUAAAGGAUUUCCAGAUGGAGCUUGAAGAUUUGAGUUUAGUCAUCAAAGCCAGAAACAAGCGCUUAGAAAUCCCAUACACCUGCAUGGAUCCAGCAGUGAUAGAAAACAGCGUGGCCAUUUGA